UUCUCUCUGCAGCAAUUUAAUUUCCACAAGAUUCCAAACAAAGAGAAUUGAUAGAAAGUGAGAUUUGCAAAAUUUUAUUAUCUUCCUCCUCUAAUCCUCUCCUAUUAUUAAGGCGCAUAUACUCUAUCCAUCUAUCUCUCUCUAACUAGCUUCAUGGCUGCUUCGGUCUCCGACCAUUCAUUGACUUCUUGAUCUCUGGUCUCCAUCUAACAAGUAAGAAACCCUAAUUUAUUCUUCUCUCCUCCUUCUCCCCUCAUGUUGAGAUCAUCAGAAACGCUUCGUCUCCCUCAUCUCCUGCUGUCUUUGGCUAUUCCGGUCAUCAGAUUCUGCCAUGGUUCCUGAUGCUGAAUCCUCCACAACGCUUCUUCUUUCAUGUGGGUUUUCUAGUAGUUUCGCUUUUAUGAGGUUAUUACAAAGGGCUCAUCACUUCUUUGCCGUCUCUGAGGACGACGACAACGAAGACAUUCGCUUAGGAUCUGAUCAUCAAGUAAAAGAUAAACAUCACCAAGUUUGUAGGAGAGAUCGUAGUUUCAUGGCCGAUCAAGAAGAGCCGAGGAGUACAACUUCUAGGUUAAGCUCCAAGGAAGACGACGACAACAACAAGAAUAAUACCAUCAACAAUGAAGCGGAAGAUCAUGAGAUGAGACAAGAAGGGUGGCUCCGGUUAAGCACUGGCCACGAGGAUGAUGUUAAACUGAAUAUUGACCAUGUGCAACAACAUCAAACCGAUCCAGCGGAUAGGAGAGACUCUUUUCUAGAGCUUAAUCUUUUCUCUGGCGGUUCAAAUAGAGAAGAAGGAGUUGGUCUUACAUCAAUGUCAUCUCUCUUACAUCAUCAGCAUCAGCCAAGAGGGAUGAUGAUUAAUCCAUUGAUGUUCCCUACCAGGCCUGAUCAGGAGAUGAUUGGUUCUUGGGCGGCUGCCUUUAAAACGCCUGUUGUCCCACAAAACCUAGUGCAACCAUCAUCAUCAUCUGCUUCUUUGAUGCCGUUGCUAAGACCCUACUUUGGCCGCUCCAAUUUUCAGCAGCAGUUAAUAGGGAAUAAUAAUAAUAAUCCGGAUGCGUUGGCUGGUCCAAGCUCAAGUUUUCGAGUCAUUGAUCCUUCUAGACGACCCCAUUCCGGCGUUUGGUUCCUCCUUCAAGCUUCUCAAAACCAGACAAGAGAACCAUUCUUGCCUCAGAUCCCCAAGAGCUACUUGCGAAUCAAGGACGGGAAUAUGACUGUUCGACUAUUGAAAAAAUAUUUGGUGAAUAAGUUGCGAUUAGAGCACGAAUCCCAGGUAGAGAUAAGAUGCAGAGGGCAAGAACUGGAGCAAGUGUUGACACUACAACACGUGAGAGAUACAAUAUGGAGAGGAAGCAGAGAAAGUUCUUCUACUAUUUCACAAAACCUUACUUUGCUUCCAAAUUCAUCUACCUCUGAUCAUCUCAUGGUCCUCCAUUAUGGUAGGAGUACUCUUUCUUAAUUAUAUGUUUCUAUAAUACUUAUUCUCUAUUUUAUUAUAACACCUUAUUAUUCUCAAGAGAAAUAACUGCCCACCCUUUCUUUCAACUCAACAUCCCACCUUCUUCAACUGUUUUUCCCCUCUCUUCAUUUUUUUCGGCGACUGCUUCGAUUAUUUAUAUCAGUGGUGAGAUUUGUGGAAUGAAAGAGUUAUCUAAUUCUUUAGGAGUAUGCAUGUCCCGGUUGGUGUUUUUAUUGUUGUAUCUUCUGGGGUUGUGAGUAACAUUAACGCAUGGAAAAAAUGUAUUCGUAUU
Messenger RNA from Brassica oleracea var. oleracea, 1757 nucleotides. RefSeq lists its product as uncharacterized. Gene Ontology annotation, biological process: multicellular organism development. Bases 332 to 1465 code for a protein of 377 amino acids. The record is from RefSeq and is a predicted model, not a curated record. Lineage: Eukaryota; Viridiplantae; Streptophyta; Magnoliopsida; Brassicales; Brassicaceae. The transcript is spliced from 4 exons.